CUUCAAACAGACUACAUCGCGGGGGUGGAUAAACUCUAUUUCAUUGCGUUUAUUAUUAAUACAUUGUAAUAAUUAUUUAAAGACAAUAUGAUUGCAUUGAUUGCAAUUUUUAUGAGCUUGCUUGCUAGCACUUUGGCUGAUGGAGUAGGCAAAGCUUGGGAGAUAUCACCUAAUCCACAUGCCGAACUUACAACACAUCCAACAUGGCCACGAUUAGAUUUAUCGGCCUUCGAAAUAAGAAGUGUCAGCGGCGUUGGUCAUUUGGCUUCACGUGAAAAUAUUCCGCCUGUUAAAAUUCAAGAAGCGCCGAAAAAUCCCGAGGACAUUGAGACGUCAACUGAGGAAUCUGGUGAAAAUCGCGUAGCCAAGGAAAUUGAGGAUAUGGAAAAUGAUUAUUUUAGUCCGGAAGUUAUUUACGACCAUCCGAUUUUUAAGGGUUUUAAUAAAAAUACACGGAAAGAUGUUGAAAUGCUACCGGGACCUUGGGAGAAAACUAGAUCACACAGGACAGGUAGGAAACGUGGAUACUGUCCAGACAGUGACGACAUAGAAAAUAUAUCUGUCGAUCAGGAUCACUUGCGAGUACGCCGAGAUGUUGAAGAAAAGGAAAUGGAAAAAAUAUCGGGAACUAAAAAUGUACGAGAGCCGCGUUUGAGUGCUUCGGAAUCGUGGUCCAAGCAGCCGUUGGCGGUUGAAUUUCGUCAUCAUACUAAUUUAGAAGGAAGUUCCAGUGGAAGUGAGAUUGACGCAUCAAGAUCAUCGUUACGAAGUAAUCAGGCUCCACAAGUUGCUUUUGUUACGGCGAAUCGAAGAAAUUUUGAGUCUAGAGAAUCUCGAGAUUUGCCUCUACCUAGAGAUUUACCAAUGCCACGAGACCUGCCGAUGUCUAGAUCGUACGACGAUAUUCCUUAUCGCAAUAGUCUUCGUGAUAGAGAUCUAGAUUCUCCGUAUUCGCGAAGUUAUUAUUAUCCAGAUCAUUUUAGAACAGAACGUGAUUAUUUUGUCAGAGGAGUUAAUGAACCCGCAGCCUUUUCUAUGGACCGUUAUCGCAUUGAAGACUAUGAUAUGUAUCGAAAUCGGCCUACACCCAAACCAAAAAGAAUAAUUUACUAUGCUACGCUGCCUGAGAUCGUUCGCAAGCCGGUGGAUCUUCGUACGUAUGCGAGACCUUAUGACAGCGUCAGCAAAGCCUCCAUUCCAGUGAUGACGCGAGACCGGUAUCACAAGAGGAUGCCUAUGAUGGACAGAGACAGUGAUCCGAGGUAUCAGUAUCGAAAUUAUCAGGGAUACAAUUCUUAUGACCCGUAUGUCAAGAGAUCGAGUUAUAUUGAUUAUUCUUAUGCUCCUUUUAAUGAGAGAUCGGAGGAAGAUCGGUAUCGAGAUCAAGAUUUAGAUCAUGCGAGCUACAAAGAAGCCUCUGAAUCAAAGGAAGAGUCGAGUAAAUCAGCACCUGGUGUUGAAGCUAGACAAGAACAAGAUAAGGCACCUUGGCCAGUGCAAAUUGGAACGGAGAUAAAUGUUAAAGAGAAUCAAAGAAUUACUGGAAGAAAAGUAUUUGGACAGUAUCCGCCUUAUGAUAGAUUCCGUCCUAGCGCCAGAAUAGAGCGCAAGGAUUCUGGAAAUGAUGAAAAUGUUGGAGAAGCAAGACAUUAAGCUAGAGAUAUUUUAAUUAUUUAUUAAUGACAUUAGCGAAUUGAAGGCCUUAUUGUGACAAUAAGGGGUAACUUGUCAAAAAUGGUUAAAGGGUUCUUGAUUUCCGUAUCAAUUGGGAUUAUUAUAGUUGUCAAUAUAUCUUGAAACAACAGUUAAUUCAUUUUUUUUUUAAGAUCACUUUUAAU
Molecule: messenger RNA, 1838 nt
Organism: Microplitis demolitor
Lineage: Eukaryota; Metazoa; Arthropoda; Insecta; Hymenoptera; Braconidae
Exons: 2
Coding region: 88-1653 (521 amino acids)
Source: RefSeq, a predicted model, not a curated record